AAUGACCACGGUGGCGGCGAGGACGACGUCUACCACCUCGGGGACAUGUCGCAACGACACACGGGUUCUAGUUGGGUGACUGGCCCAGGUCUGUCACGCCGGGAUUUGGACUCCAAAUCUACGCCAGUGCGCAUCGUGCGGCUGUUUCUGGUGUGCGCACCUUGGUUACCUUGGAGCAGAACAAUACGGACUUACAGUUGUACUGUACAUGGAGCCGGUCUCAGCUCCUCAGCACCCUGCAGUAAUAUUAGUCGUUCUUUGCAGAGGAUGAAGAAUAUAUGCCUGCUCAGUCUGAAGCGUCGGUGCGACUUGGGAAAAGUGUAAACGCCAUCCUAGGAAUGAGACCACCAUUCAGAAUCAAGAAAAGGAAGAGAAGGAGGACUGAGGUGCAAGAUAAAUCCCAAAUGGGUUAAGUAAGGAUGGUUGUUAAUUGGCAUUUGUCAGAAAUAGGCAUAAAAUCUGUUGAUUUAAAGCUUAGGUGGCUUUUUCAAGUAUUUCUAACAUACUUUAAGGGAUUUUUUUGUCGGCCCAAUAGAGAACUUCAAGUAGCAGCCAUGUCGAGAUGGUUCAAGGAGUUCCCCAUCAACCUGAAGAACGGUACCAAAACGUCCGCCUUCAAGACGAGUCAAAGCAAAAACUCCUCUGUGGACGGCGGCGGACUAGUUGGCACCAUCCUCCUACCCGGACGGAACCGCAAGAAUUCGCCUAGGGAGCUUAGCAGGGGACAGAAAGAUGGCAAAGUGUGGGAGGGUCUCACCCUGGCCGGUAAAGGCCACAAGAAUUCCAGAACAGAACUGGCGGCGGUGUCGGAGGAGGUCAGGAACGGGAAGAGCACCCCAAGUUGCGCUUACAUCCGCAGAAUGAUCCGUGUGGACACGCUGGACAGGAGCCCCAACUUUGACCCCGGUACCGUCACCGGUCACCAAGCGGUGCCAGAUGCAGACAAACAAGACGAGCAGUGCAAAAUGGACUCGGUAACGAUCCUGGAGGACUACGCGGACCCCUUCGAUGCCCACCAGACGAGACAUCAACGGGAAUCGGAGCGAGCGGGCGACAAUGACGGCUACAUGGAGCCUUAUGAUGCCCAGCAGAUGAUCACUGAAAUCAGACGCCGGGGAUCCAAAGACCUCCUGCGAGUGCAAAUGGAAGGCGGUGAGCUCCUAAUGGAGGGGGGUCAGCCUGAGGGAGGUGGAGAAGGCGAAGCAGCUCACUUAGACAGCUCCGAGGGGCCACCCAAAAACGAUUCCCCCCGGAAGCAGACGCAGCAUCAUCAGCACAAGAGGCAGAAAAGCUGGACGCAGAAAAUCCUGAGGCCCUCAACGCAGACCCCGUCGUCCUGCUCGAGUACCGGAAGCACCCCAGAAACUCUCACCUGCUCUGUCGACCCCACACGACCCCUGGAGAAACAGAGCUGGUACCAUGGUUGUGUGACCCGUCAGGAAGCCGAGCUUCACCUGCUGACCUGCAAAGAGGCCAGCUUCCUAGUCCGAAACAGCGAAACGGACAGCACCAAAUACUCCAUCGCCCUCAAAACAAGUCAAGGCUGCGUCCACAUCAUGGUGGCGCAGACCAAAGAGAACGGCUUCACUCUGGAGCAGAACAGCUGCGUGUUCCCCAGCAUCCCGGAGGUGGUGCACCACUACCGCACCUGCCAGCUGCCUUUCGACGGUGCCGAGCACAUGACCCUGAUGCACCCCGUGCCUCGCAGCCUUUAGCCCACCCGCCAACGUCACCCACAUCCCACCCACUCAGGUCUACGACAUCACCUCGGGGCCUUUACGGACCUAAAGCUCCCAUCCAAAAUGUGUGUAUUUAAUUAAAAUUAAAUAAUAAAAUGACAUUUUCAUUCCAAAAA
Phyllopteryx taeniolatus (common seadragon) is the source of this 1855-nucleotide messenger RNA. Its product is annotated as SH2 domain-containing adapter protein E-like. The transcript has 8 exons. Lineage: Eukaryota; Metazoa; Chordata; Actinopteri; Syngnathiformes; Syngnathidae. The record is from RefSeq and is a predicted model, not a curated record. The coding region runs from base 420 to 1715 and encodes 431 amino acids. Gene Ontology annotation, molecular function: phosphotyrosine residue binding.